CCAUCUUUGCAUAUUUGAUCGAUUUGCUUACUCGUUUAUUUCAAUGUUAUGUAAAACAAAAUGGGCGUAAGGCGAACAUUAUUAUUUUUUUUUAUUGGCAUAUACGUUUUUGUUUCUUGUUUAAAAUCAAAUUCAAUAAAUGCUGAAAAGGAGAAAAAUGAAGUCACGUGGCCCAAUGGAAUAAUAUCAUAUUAUUUCGAUUCCAAGAGUUAUGAUCAUGGGAUAGCCAUGCGACUUCGCAUGACAAUGAAUUUGUUGGAGAGUGUUUCGUGUAUCAAAUUCAUACCAAUCAUUGGCACACCGAACAGGAAUGGAUCGUGGUUACAUAUUUCUAACCCACGCUUGCAACGGCACUGUAUGCACGAACCACUAAAUAAAGGAAAUGGUGAACUGGUUUUAGUUCUAGGACUGGAUUGCCUUUCUGAGCAACAGAUAUUACAUACGCUCUUGCACGGCGUUGGUUUCAAAGACGAGGUGUCACAUCCUCAGAGAGAUCAGUAUAUAAGAAUAUUGUGGAGCAAUAUUCAGCCGGCGUACCAACAUCUUUUCAAAAUUCAACCUCGUGCUAAGAUGUCAAAAAAUAUGAUCGAAUACGACCCAAUGAGUGUAAUGCACUUCCAUGAUAGAGCAUUUAGCACCAACGGUCAAGCAACUAUCGCGCCUUUGAUAGCUGGAUUAGUAAUAACACCUUCGGAUAGUUUAUCACAGUUGGACAAAAUGAAACUCAAAUUGCGUUUUGGUCAUGAAUGUAAUAAACGUAACGUUGACGAUUUGUUAGAUAUUUGUAAAAAGGUCCUAUAUGAAGAUAUGAAUAAGGAAAAAAUACAUAUACCAUCUGAAGGUCAAGCUUUAAGUGAAGACGACAGUAAUGUUAGUGGAAAUAAUACUAAUAGCAUUGAAAAUAACGACCAAAAUAGUAAAGAAGAAGAAGAAGAAAAUAAUCCCGACGAUAGCUUAACUACUAAAAAUAAUGAUACACUUAGUCUACAUGUUUUUGAAAAUACAACCGAAAAACUUGGAGGUGAAUAUAAAAGAGUAAAGAACUGGUGAAGAAACAGUGUUCAGGUCGAGUGAAAAAUAAUUUUAAUGUAAUUAAUACGUUGUUUUAUUUAUUUACCAUUAACUAUCGA
This is a messenger RNA of Papilio xuthus (Asian swallowtail), 1130 nucleotides long. RefSeq names its product zinc metalloproteinase nas-15. Gene Ontology annotation, biological process: proteolysis. NCBI's taxonomy places the organism in Eukaryota, Metazoa, Arthropoda, Insecta, Lepidoptera, Papilionidae. Bases 61 to 1050 code for a protein of 329 amino acids. Gene Ontology annotation, molecular function: zinc ion binding; metalloendopeptidase activity. The record is from RefSeq and is a predicted model, not a curated record. The transcript has 5 exons.